Messenger RNA from Ooceraea biroi (clonal raider ant), 7163 nucleotides. RefSeq names its product tau-tubulin kinase asator (gene Asator). NCBI's taxonomy places the organism in Eukaryota, Metazoa, Arthropoda, Insecta, Hymenoptera, Formicidae. Gene Ontology annotation, biological process: protein phosphorylation. Gene Ontology annotation, molecular function: protein kinase activity; ATP binding. The record is from RefSeq and is a predicted model, not a curated record.
GAUUCCCGUGCGGUGCAAAAUCGAAAAAUGGCCGUUCCACUAGCAUUUGACGAGAACUUUUACGGCAGCCGCAUAUAUUCGGGCCUGGCCGCGACGAGCGAGUGAUCGGCCAGAUAAUUUGAGAACGUUGCGCUCGGAACGGAGGGAACAGAGGCAGAAAGGGGAAUGAUGGCGAGAAAACUGUGAAGGGAACUGUGCGCGCAUCGUGCGAAAGAGAAGUUUGCCGUGAAUCGUCGCGCACACGGUGUGUAACGUCGCGCCGUGAGCGGUGUCUCUAGCAGACGACAUUGUUAGUAAAAAUAAAAUACUAUUAUAUUUGGAUCGGUCGAGAGUGGAUACUCGACGUGGACGCGCGAAGAUGCGCCCCGACGAGAUGCGUGUUAUUGCGGUAUCGUUCCGUCGCAUCGCGAACAUGAAUUUGCCGUAGGCGAUGAAACGCCGCUUUUGUAUUGUGCUUCACGUCAGUCAUCAGCUAUAUGCUCUCUCUCGUCGACUUGUCGUCGGUUUUGACUGCCAGUCAAGAACAAAAUUGCCGAGGGAAUGGAGAGAGUGCGCGUGCACGACGAUUCCGAUUGAUCGUCACGAUGUCCAUUAGUCAGCGAGUCGUUGCUCGUACCCUGACAGCGUAACUGGAUCGUGAAACCGACGCGAGAACAGAUCGAUGGUACGGAGAUCCGUGUCAGGACGUAACGACGAGAGUAACGUGAAACGUCUACUGCACCAGCAACACCUCUCGCCUGCACGCAAUCAUGGCUGCCUAGUAUAGGGCGCGUAUUGACCAAUUUUUAUCCCAGUGCCCCUUUAGGUUAAAAGUCUCUCGUAUUCGUAACGCGUUUCGCAUUGACAGUUAACAGCUGCCCAGGCGCGUGACGUCGCGCUACCGCGCGCGACCGAUCCGAUUGUACAUGUGCCUGUAAAUCAUUCGGAAGACUUGCUGUUGAGGAAUGUAGGCGACGAAAGCACGGAUCAAAAUAAUAAUAUAACUAUGACGAGCGAAGAUCUGUUACAACCCGGCCAUGUGGUCAAGGAAAGGUGGAAAGUUGUGAGAAAAAUAGGUGGCGGCGGGUUUGGCGAAAUUUACGAGGGUCUCGAUUUAAUGACGAAGGAACAAGUCGCUCUUAAGGUUGAAUCUGCACGGCAGCCCAAGCAAGUCUUAAAGAUGGAAGUAGCUGUACUAAAAAAAUUACAGGGUAAAGAUCACGUUUGCCGUUUUAUCGGCUGCGGGCGUAAUGAUCGAUUUAACUAUGUUGUAAUGCAAUUACAAGGAAAGAAUCUAGCCGAGCUACGCAGAGCACAACCGCGAGGUGCUUUCUCACUUUCUACUACGUUACGUCUCGGUCUUCAAAUUCUGAAAGCUAUAGAAAGCAUUCAUCAAGUGGGCUUUCUGCACAGAGAUAUCAAACCUUCAAAUUUUUCGAUCGGCCGUCAUCCUUACAACUGCAGGCUAGUAUACAUGUUAGAUUUUGGUCUAGCUCGACAAUUCACGACUGGUACGGGAGAGGUGCGACCGCCUCGUGCCGCUGCGGGAUUUAGAGGAACCGUCCGAUACGCGUCAGUCAAUGCGCAUAAGAAUAAAGAGAUGGGCCGACACGACGAUCUCUGGUCGUUAUUUUAUAUGCUAGUCGAGUUUGUUAAUGGACAACUGCCAUGGCGAAAAAUCAAGGACAAAGAGCAAGUGGGCCUGAUGAAAGAGAAGUACGACCAUCGAUUGCUUCUGAAGCAUCUACCAUCUGAUCUACGGGUCUUCUUAGAGCAUAUCCAGAGUUUGGAGUAUGCGGAUAAACCGGAUUACGGUAUGUUGGCCGGUUUGUUUGAACGAUGUAUGAAACGUAGAGGUGUAAAGCCAAACGAUCCUUACGAUUGGGAAAGGCCAUUAAUAGCUAAUGAAGGUUUAUCAACUACUAGAUCGUUACCUACAGUAGCCGUAGCGCCGCCGCUUACUACAGCUACUACUAUCAAUCAACCUCCGACUACAAAUGUAGAUACCAAUAAUCAAGAAAACGUUGAGCCGGACAAUAGGAAGGAGUUGGAUGUGCAAUUCGAUUACGAAAGUUUAUACAGAAGAAAUAGGCAACGUGCAAUAGAAGGUUCUCCAGUGCCAUUCGCAGCAGCGAUCAGCAAUCAUGGUAGGGAUAAAAAUUGCAAUACCACGAUGCCAACGACCGAUAAUACGCAUCAGCAGGUUGCGCAGCAGGCUGUGCCGCCUCCACCGAUGCAAGGAUCUCCGAAAAAACGACGCGCAGUGUCGAUGGCGGUAGAAUCUCAAGCGCCUGCAUCGGUAGAAAAACAGGUAGACAACGAGGGAGAUGCGUUGAUGGCGUCUGCUCGCUCCGCCUCCGAUGUUCCUCGCCUUAAAACGGUGACGAAUGCAACGGCGCCGCUUAGAAAAUCGGCGAGUGGCGCUACGUUGCCCGCUACGCUCGCUCGUCUACGCAUUGCCACACCCGAGGGAACCUCCGGUGAAUUGCCGAGCCCUCGCAUACAGACAGAAGUCGAUGCUUCCUAUUGCUCUUACGACGUCACUAAUACCAAAUACGUUGGAAACCAAAGUCCGGUAACCGAACAAAGGGAACCUCUCAGAAGGGAACCUAGGAGGAGAACGGACAGCCGACAGCAAGCGAGAGGCGGACGCUCGGCGGUACGUGACUGUUCUAUCACACAAUUUGCGCAAAUAGACGACGACAACGUGUCCGCCCUGCAGCAAGUGACCAAAGGAGGCGGAGGAUUAACUCUGGCCUCGCAAUGGAAAUCGCAGUUUGACGACUCCGAAGAGACUGAUAACGAAUGGAAGGGCGAGAAUCUGCAGAGUCCCGAGCACAAAGGAACGAAUGCUCCAUCCAUACCACCACAGUCCACAGGUAUCGUCGAGGGCUCGCAGCACGUAUCGACGGAUGCGAAAUCUACCGCGGGUCAAGCGAAUGCCUCAAACGCGUGUCAGCAGCAGUCUCUAGUUCCUGCGGCAUUGUCGAGAAUAAGCGAAGAUUCUCCGAGACCAACGGCGCCGCAUAGAUGUCUAAACAUCGCGGGUAUCGAAAAAUAUCCGGAACUUCAAGGGGCACUCCCGCGAGCUUGGAGCGUUCCGGUCUUAGCGCCGCAUGUUCGGGCGUAUCUCGAAGCUCCGUUGGUUCAGCAAGCGGCAUUUGACGAUUUAUUGUACGAGGUCGACGUUAUGAGAAAUAUUGCCACCCGCUACGACGAGCCGAGGCAAGUUGCGCUAGUCAGAAGGCCUAGUCUACCAGCAGUGGCUUUUUCUCUGUCCGACGCAAUGUUCAACACACCCAGAGGAGAAGAGGAGGAGGAAGCAGUAGCGGGAAGAUUGGAAAUCAGAGUGGUAGAUGCGACUGGUGGUGCUACGAUUGUGCAAACCAGUGCUGACAGAGAACCAUUACAAAAGAAAUUAACGAACGGUACAGCAGGUAGCCCAGCUAGUCCUAAUCCGGGACCGGAAGAGCCAUCAAUAUAUUACGAUGCUACGGAGAAUCGACCGACUGCAAAUGCUAGUUUGCAGAAGGAAGCGACCGGUGUCACUACUGCCUCGGCUACCUUACAAAAUGCAGUACCGCAACGUGAUAAUAAGGACAAUAAAGAAAAGGAAACAUCCAGUAGAGCGUACAUCGCCCAUAGUAAAAUACCAAUUCCCGUUAAGAGCCCAAGGUGCUCGCUGUCCGAGUCGGCGCCCGAGACUAAUACUCCGAAUACCAAGGCGGCGACUGGAAGUGACAUAGAAAAAUCAUCGAUGCCCGCCGCCACAACUAAGGAAAAAGAGAAUACUGUCAGAGGUAAACCAUUGACAGUACAUGCGGAAGCGCCAGCACAUUGCCGUCGCAUGCCAUUAUCUGACGCUAGACCAAUCAUGUCGCCUUUAACUUCAGCCAGCUCUGCCGAAGAUGAAAAUUUAACUGGAUGCACGCCCGCUUUGCGCCGCCGAAGACAGAGCGAAAAGUAUGUGACAGACGCUAGUCAGCUGAAUCUGCAAUUCCAAAGACCGCAACACAGAACAAGACCGCAGUCCGAGGUGCUGCCGAGACUUUCUCCCAGGGGAGUACCCUCGCACCUCCUACGGGAGCCAGGUAAAAAGUCUGAAGAGAGCAGUGAAAGUGAUUCCAACAGCAGUGGACCACCGAGAUCCGGGCGUCAACCACCACCACCGCCUGCGUCGUUGCCACCUCACAUAGCAGAGAACAAUGCUAGAUGCCGCCGCUAUUGGCCGAUACCAGACGCAACGAUCGCUAGCAGAGAAUCGUGAGAUUUGCUGUUCAAAAUGACAAAUAGCCUCAGUUUGUGUUAGGAUUUGAGAAGGCUUUACUGCUCAACCAAACGAGAAUGUGAUAUCAUUCGGGGCAGCGAAAACACGUAAUUUUUCGUUUCGAUAAAUACGUCAUCAGGAAUUUUAACAAAGUGCAUAUCUGUGUAUCGAUGAAGAUAGCAGAAUGUGCGAAGAUAUAACUGUCUGUGAAUGCGUAUUAAAUAAUUGAAGUAACGUCGCUUUAACGGAAGUUUAGCUAUUUUGAUGGUCUUGAGCAAAUUCUUCAAAGAAGGGAAUCUUUCAGAUCAUUUGUGGGGUAUUUGCGGGGCACUUGAUAUAUUUAAAUCAAUUGAAUAAAAGCGUAUGUAAGAUUGCUUUCAAGCGUGCUGUGCGUGCAAGCGAUACAACAAUCCGGUCAGUCGAGAUAGUUGCUUCUUCAAAAGAGGACUACAACAUUCUUUCUUUGCUUAUACUUGGCACACUUGCGUUAGAGUCGCGUGACAUGCUCGUAUAUAAUAUCAUUAGGUAUCUGCAUCUAAUGUACUGCCCCCUCUCCGCACCACACCCUCUUUGUUUUACAUCUACUAAAUUUGCACAAAUUAGUUAACGCAUCAUUAUCAUGCGUUGUGUUUAAAACUUUAAUGAAUUCGAUGCCUUUAUUAAAUCUCACAAAAUUUCCUUUAUACAAAAGUGUCAAAUCCACUCAUCUGCAUAAUUUACACAUUAAAUUUCCUACAAGUUUUGUAAGAUUUAUAAUUUUUAUUCUAGUGAUAUUCGCUGCAAUAUGUAGUAAUAUUUUUGUUAUUACGUUACAAUUAUAACAACUACUGUUAUGCAUACUGAAACAUAUUUUAUUUGUUACAAUCGUACGAAUAUUUUAUAUCGUGAAAGUAUGAAUGUUUGGUAUAAAGAUCAUUAUAGUUAGUAUCGUACUCGUCCGAUUUCAAAGAGUGCUUUAAAUUAUUAGCAAUUUAUAAAUAUUGUCUUGCAAUGAGCAUAAAUCAUGUAAAAGUAAUUUAAUGAGUUUUGUGGAUAAUAAGAAAACGUAUGUGUGAAUAAUACUAUGGAUAUGGAUGUUGUGUAGCGUGACAACAAAGAAAGAGUGAGAGAGAGAGAAAGAUUUCAUGUGAAAAAGUGAUGAUCUAAAUAAAUUUGGGCCAAAUGUACUAGUCUCCUAAAUAGCCCAUCAUUAAUGUCAACAAAAUGCAAUUGUAUCACCUAUAUAUACAUGUGUACGUAUGUAUGUAUAUAUAGAUGUAUAGUGUGUGUGGUGUUUGUACAUAGGAUCUCAGUUUUCUAGCAUUAUUCUUUGCCAAAUUUAGAGAAUACAACAAGAUUGUUUGAAUUGAGUACAAAGAUAACUCGAGGUUUCCUGGAAAUAGUUUGAAAAAAUAUUACCAAAUCUAAAACAAUAUUUUCGAAUUUUUUUCCUGGUGAUUUUACUUUGCGCGUUUACUAUAUAAUUUUUAUUUAAACAGAUGCUGAAAGAAUAUAAAAUUUUUGUUAAGAGAGAUGCAUCUCCAACUUGGUAAACAGUUUUUAUAUAUAUAUAUAUAUAUAUAUAUAUAUAUAUAUAUAAAUGAGUAUAUGAAAUCUGAGAAAUCCUGUAUACGAACGUAUGCAUGUGUGAGAACGUGAGAGUCGAAGAGACGUGCGCGUGCGACAAACAUUCUGAACAGGAACUUUUAAAAGUAAUAUUUGUACUGAAUGAUAUAUCCAAACACAGGUUCCUUUAUUUGAUUACGUAAACAUACAAAAAGUAGUAUAAAAUACCACAGCAAUGUAUGAAGAGAGAGCGAGAUAAGAUGUAAUCAUCUUAUCUGUAUAUGUAUGUAUAUCAGAUGAAAUCCGUAACCAUGGCAGAUAUUUCAAUAAUUCUCAUGCACAUAAUACAACAAAGUUGAUGUAAGCACGAAUGCUUUUGCGAGUUUUCUUAUAUAACGAAUCUUGAGUGAAGUCUAGUGAUGCAGAAAGCUAGUCAAACUAGGAUAAUUCAUAAUAUGUGCUAUUGUUAAAUUCAAUUCUAAGUAUGAGUCACCUUGUAAAAUAAAAUAGGGAGAUUAUGCUGCAGUGAUUAAUAUUGUAUUGUAAGAUCAAGCAUAAAAGGUAUAACAGUCAAAAUGUAUUUGGCGAAAAAUGGACGCAAUUUCUUAAGAAAUGUGAUGUUGAUUAUUUUCUCUCUCUUUUUUGUAGUAAAUAUGUCCGCGUGACAAGUGAUAAUCUUCCUCAAGUUUUUGUCAAGGAAGAAUCGAGUCCGAAGUUCACGAAGAAAUGGCGCUACGUGAUUGCUUCUCAUCAAAAUUUUGUGAGACACCAGGAAUAAUAAUUUAUAAAUAAACGUAAUUUCGAAAUCAUUUUAUUCGCAAGAAUUCGCAUUUUGUUGCAAAUAAUAUACAACAAGAGAGAUUUUAUUAGGAUUAAUAGGAAACUUAUUACAUUAUCAAUUUAUUAUCGUUUAUUAAUAACUUUGUAUAAAUGUAUACGAAAUGCGGAUACAUGACGUAAAUUGAAUAGAGAUAAAAGGAUCAAAAUUGGCGAACUUGUUGGCAACAUUGUUAAUGAUAGCAUUAUUACAUAUGAAAUUAAAUAUAAAAAAAAGUGCAUCUUUCCAAGCAAGUAUAUGAUAUAGGUUAGUAAUUGUAAAAUAUUAUUCAAUAUGCAUGUAUAAAUGAAUUUAGAGUUUUGCUGCCUUUUUCAGAAGGUAAAAGAAGAGAAAAAGCAUGUGUACACACGUAUACACAGAGAGAGAGAGAAAGAGUAUCCUUUUCCGAAUUUAUGUAAAUAAAUGCCAUGUACGCAUAUAGCUGCGUAUUUUAUGAACAUUGAAAUGUAAUAUAUGGUAUUUACACGAAAUGCUUUAUAAUAGAUGUUCACUCAACUUGAAAAAUUAACUUAUUAAAGUACGUAAUUUUUGGCG